Aphis gossypii (cotton aphid) is the source of this 372-nucleotide messenger RNA. RefSeq names its product transcription factor Adf-1-like. The record is from RefSeq and is a predicted model, not a curated record. The coding region runs from base 1 to 372 and encodes 123 amino acids. NCBI's taxonomy places the organism in Eukaryota, Metazoa, Arthropoda, Insecta, Hemiptera, Aphididae. Gene Ontology annotation, biological process: regulation of transcription by RNA polymerase II. The transcript is spliced from 3 exons. Gene Ontology annotation, cellular component: nucleus; transcription regulator complex.
AUGGCAAAAUUAACUUUUUCUGCCGAAGAAGAAGAAAAAUUAAUUGAAGUGAUUCAAAAAAACUCUGUUAUUUACGAUCUUGCGCAUCCAAAAUAUAAAAACACAAUUUACAAGGAUGAAAUUUGGAUUGAUAUCGCCAACACAACAGGAAAAUCUGUCGAAGAUUGUAAAAAAAAGUGGAAAUACAUACGGGAUACCCACAACCGCUGUAAAAGAAAAUUAUGUACUGGAUCUGCAAGCUCAGCAAAAAAACAUUGGCCUUUGGCAGACCGUGUGUCAUUUUUAAACUCUGUCGAAAAUGAACGAAGUUCUGAGAGCAACAUGGGAUCACAUAGUGAAGAAGGAACUAUAGACACUUUGAACAUUGGCUGA